AUGGAGCUGGCCCUGCAUGCCAUCCUGCUUGCCCUCCUUCCUGGAGCCCUUCUAGUGAGCGAGAGCCCCCCAACUCUCCCAGACAGCGCGUUUCCCCAGAAUGACUAUGGCACAGACCUGAAUUCAGUGUGCGGGCGUCCGCAGGUGUUGAACCGCAUUGUGUCGGGGCAGAAUGCCAAUCCAGGCCAGUGGCCCUGGCAGGUCAGCCUGAGGGAGAACAACGAGCAUGUGUGUGGAGGGUCCCUGAUUUCUGAAGACUGGGUGCUGACAGCCGCCCACUGCUUCAACCAGAACCAGCCGCCAUCUGCCUAUAUGGUGCUGCUUGGCUCCAUCUCCUCCUACCCAGGGCCUGGUGAGGUGAGGGAGCUUCGAGACGUGGCGCAGAUCUUCAGGCACCCGAGCUACUCAGAUACAGAACACAGAAUGGGCGACAUUGCACUGGUGCGGCUGGCCUCACCUGUCUCCUUCAGUAACCUCAUCCUUCCAGUCUGUCUCCCCAAACCCGGAGACCCUCUGGAUCCUGGCAUCAUGUGUUGGGUCACCGGCUGGGGGCACAUCUCUCAGAAUCAAAGACUCCCAGCCCCUUUCACCCUUCAGGAGCUGGAGCUCCCGCUCAUCGACGCCCAAACCUGUGAGGCCUACUACCAGGAGAACUCCGUGUCCAGCCAGGGGCCCAUCAUCCUGGGAGACAUGCUGUGUGCUGGUUUUGAGGAAGGCCAGAAGGACGCCUGCUAUGGUGACUCUGGAGGCCCGUUGGUCUGUGACAUCGGUGUCUGGGUGCAGGCAGGGGUGGUGAGUUGGGGGUCUGAGUGUGCCCUGCCCAAGAGGCCAGGCGUUUACACCAACGUCAGCUACUACACUGCGUGGAUUGCCAGCGUCCGGAACUCAGCCCCCGGCGGAAGAGGCUCUUCUCCCUCAGUCUCCAGACUGUUCUUCCUGGGAUCCAUCAGUGCUACCCUCAUCUCCCUGCGGCUUCUCUGA
Messenger RNA from Perognathus longimembris pacificus (Pacific pocket mouse), 981 nucleotides. RefSeq names its product serine protease 27-like. The coding region runs from base 1 to 981 and encodes 326 amino acids. The record is from RefSeq and is a predicted model, not a curated record. Gene Ontology annotation, molecular function: serine-type endopeptidase activity. The transcript has 5 exons. Gene Ontology annotation, biological process: proteolysis. Lineage: Eukaryota; Metazoa; Chordata; Mammalia; Rodentia; Heteromyidae.